Molecule: messenger RNA, 801 nt
Organism: Anthostomella pinea
Lineage: Eukaryota; Fungi; Ascomycota; Sordariomycetes; Xylariales; Xylariaceae
Source: the annotation of a GenBank genome assembly
AUGGCUUCCGUAAAGCCCGCUAUCAUCAUCGUCACGGGUGCGUGGGUGCCACCCUCGAUAUACGGAUCUCUCGGCGACCCUCUACGGGUGGCUGGGUACGAAGUGUACACCACAGCCCACAAGACCAACACCUCGGAGCCCUUCCAGCCAUUGCCAACCCCAUACGACGAUGCAGAGCCACUCAGAGAGUUGACGACUCGGCUAGCCGACGAAGGUAAGGAUAUCAUGUUCGUGAUGCAUUCGUACGGCGGUCUCCCCGGCUCCAUCGCUUCCCAGGGCUUGGGGAAGAAGCAGCGACAAGAGCAGGGGAAGCCAGGCGGGGUUGUGCGACUUUUCUAUAUAACGGCCUGGAUCGCCGAACAAGGGAAGAUGGGGAUGGAUUCCGUGCCGGUUGGGUCGUAUCCGAGGGUUGACAAGUUUCCAGUCGAGCAUAUCGUUCAGGAUGGCUGGAUCAAACUAAACCUCGAAGGGAACUUUGACUGGCUCUGGGAGGACGUCUCGACCGAACAAGCCCGGGAGUAUGCAUCUCAGAUGAUGUGGUGCUCCGGCCUCCAGGGCGCAACAACCAUCUCAGAGGCAGGCUACAAGGAGAUACCCGUGUCGUAUCUUGUCGCUGAGCAUGACAACGUCUUCGUGCCCAGUACUCAGUAUCACUGGAUUGGCUUGAUCAAGGACAGCACCACGCAGGAGGUUGACGUGCAUACGUUGCCCGUGCCUCAUAUGCUUAUGCAUGGAGAUGUCCAGAAGGUGGAAGAGGUUGUGAAGCUGGUCGAGAGAGUCGCCGGUGAGAGAUUGGAAUGA